Molecule: messenger RNA, 2527 nt
Organism: Brassica rapa (field mustard)
Lineage: Eukaryota; Viridiplantae; Streptophyta; Magnoliopsida; Brassicales; Brassicaceae
Product: transcription factor TGA1-like
Biological process (GO): DNA-templated transcription; regulation of DNA-templated transcription
Molecular function (GO): DNA-binding transcription factor activity; sequence-specific DNA binding
Source: RefSeq, a predicted model, not a curated record
AAAAACCACCGUGAGAAUACACACACAAAAAAAACUAAACGAUGCAUAAAUAGUAAUUAUUAAUAUAUCUUUCUGACGAUGGAAGUUUUCAAAUAGCUACGUCAAAUGUCUCAUUUAAGUUGUCGUGUUCUCUCGUGAUUCCUUUUCUUCUUCUUCUUCUUCUUCUUCUUCUUCAAGAUGAGUUUUUGAGAUAGAAGGAAGAGCUUUUAGAAUCCAUUGGUGUCCAACUUCGUACUUCUUGGCUUUACGUCCGGUCUUGUCGCUAAAGCCUUCUUUCUUUCCUUCAUGGUUUUGGCCACAUAAGUUGGCCUUCUCCAAGCCACCGCCUUGACGCAAGAACCCAUCAGAAGGUUUGGAUUUAGAUCUCUGUUCUUGAGUUUGCUUUCUCCGUAGACAAAGCAAGAGAGUGAGUGAAAAGUCAGAGAUUUCACGGCGUCGUUUAUGAAUCAAACCCUUCCACUUUGACUUUACUCCUGUUUUGUUAUCACUUAAAAAGUCUAAAAACAUUUUUGUUUUUAUAUUAUUGGUUUCUUAUUUUCUUUUUGUUUCCCAUUUUCUCUCUUGAUCGAUUGUAUAAACUUGGUGAAGUACUUCAACAUGUUUUCUGUGGGUUGCUUGGAGUUGAAGCUGUUAAUGAUUCGAAUAUUGCUGAGAGUUAUGUUGUAUUACAAAAGUUUCAAUCUAUAUCCUUUGUCAAAAAAAAAGUUUCAAUCUAUAUCAACUUCUAGAACAUGUGUGCUUGACUUCAUGAUUGUUGGCUAUCUUCUUUUGAUUUCACCUUUUAACCAUAGUUGCGUACAAGAAUUUAACUGUUAAUCUUGUUAAGUUGGUCCACCUUUAGUGCUGAACAUAAAGUGACAUUCUCAAUAAGUGCAAACUUGACUUCUGAAGCGUUUUUUCUUUCUUUCUUUCUUUCUGAUUAACGCAUGAUCUUAUCUAUUAACACCCUUCAAACACUAUUGAGGAUAAGGUUCUUUGGCAAAGUUAUAGUACUUUGUUAUUAUCAAUGGAGGUCAUGGAUUAUAGUAGGAGGACGAGGGAUUGGGUGAUAGAACAGUUGUUGAGGGAAGUAUGAAUUCAACAUCAACACACUUUGUGCCACCAAGAAGAGUUGGUAUAUACGAGCCUCUCCAUCAAUUUGGUAUGUGGGGAGAAACUUUCAAGCACAAUAUUGGCAAUGGGGGAGAUAUGAACACUCCUAGCCACAUUAUUAUACCGAAUAAUCAAAAACUAGACAACAACAACUUGUCAGAGGAUACUUCACAAGGAACAGGAGGAACUCCACACAUGUUUGAUCAAGAAGCUUCCACGUCCAAACAUCCUGAUAAGAUACAAAGACGGCUUGCACAAAACCGCGAGGCUGCUAGGAAGAGUCGCUUGCGCAAGAAGGCUUAUGUUCAGCAGCUAGAAACAAGCCGGUUAAAAUUAAUACAUUUAGAGCAAGAACUCGACCGUGCUAGACAACAGGGUUUCUACGUUGGAAAUGGCAUAGAUACUAACUCUCUCAGUUUCUCGGAACCCAUGAAUCCAGGGAUUGCUGCGUUUGAGAUGGAGUAUGGACACUGGAUUCAAGAACAAAACAAACAGAUAUGCGAACUAAGGACUGUUUUGCAAGGGCAAGUUAGCGAUGUUGAGCUUCGUUUGCUAGUUGAAAACGGCAUGAAACAUUACUUUGAUCUUUUCCGGAUGAAGUCAGCAGCUGCGAAAGCAGAUGUUUUCUUUGUCAUGUCAGGGAUGUGGAGAACUUCUGCAGAACGGUUCUUCCUAUGGAUAGGCGGGUUUCGACCCUCGGAUCUUCUCAAGGUUCUUUUGCCACAUUUUGAUGUCAUGACGGAUCAACAGAUACUAGAUGUAUGCAACUUAAGACAAUCAUGUCAACAAGCUGAAGACGCUUUGUCACAAGGUAUGGAGAAGUUACAACACACGCUUGCGGAUUGCGUUGCAGGUGGAAGACUUGGUGAAGGAAGUUACAUUCCUCAGGUGAAUUCUGCGAUGGAGAGAUUAGAAGCUUUGGUCAGUUUUGUAAAUCAGGCUGAUCACUUGAGACACGAGACAUUGCAACAAAUGCGUAGGAUCUUGACCACAAGACAAGCGGCUCGAGGGUUAUUGGCUCUUGGUGAGUAUUUUCAGCGGCUUAGAGCCUUGAGUUCGAGUUGGGCAACUAGACACCGUGAACUAACAUAGAUUUUGAGUUUUUGGAAACAAUUGAACAAGAAAAAGACCACCAAGAAGAAUCAAGAAUGAAGAUGUGUGCAUCUUUAAAACAGAGGAUUGAUUACUCGGAACAAAUGGGUGUUACUGCCGGUAAUUAAUUUUUAUUUCUGCGGUGGAAUCAGGGAAUUUGAGAAAUAUAUUGAUAAAGCUGUAAAUAUCAGAAGAGGGAGCUGAGUGCAACGAUUUUUACUUUGUAGCUUUUAUAGAGAAGUUUUUCUGAUGUUUGUUUGAAUAUAUAGAACUUGGUUCCUGAUAGAUAAUAUAAUACAUUAGUGUAUGUGUGUGUUCGAGUUAUUAACUAUCAUCUUGAGUA